CUCUUUUUUAUACCGCGCUAACUUGUACCGUUUAAUACUGACAUUUUCUAAUUGCUCUUUUUCGUUUGACAACCAUGCUCAAGGUCAACUUCAUCUUCGCUGCAAUUGCUAGCUCGCUUGUUGCUGCAGCACCAGUGUCUGUCCAGAAUAACCUAAUUAUUUUCGGCAACUCGCUGUCCGAUAAUGGCAAUGUGGCAGCAUUGACCGGCUCCCCGGGCUACUGGGAAGGACGGGCAUCGAAUUCGUACGUGUGGAACGAAUACACCACCAAGCUCCUGGGCAUGAACCUCGAGAACCACGCGUACGGCGGCGCCACCUCAAACAACGACCUGUCACCGGCAACUUCUGGCAACAUAACCAUCCCCAGCUUCCACGACCAGGUCACUACGUGGCUCAAGGAUCCUGCCCAUCUGUCGCAGCACAGUCUGCAGAACGACGUGGUGGCGGUGGAAAUCGGUGGCAACGAUAUCUUCCAUAACGUGCCAAAUAUCUUGAAUGGCAGCAUCACGCUGAAUGAUUUUGCGACGGCUUUGGGUAAAAACAUCGCAGAUGACGUUAAUGCUCUCGUCAAGGCUGGGUAUAAGAACAUUUAUGUGUGGAACUUGCCGGCGGUGGACAAGAUUCCGUACAUUACAUCGAUAGGGAUGGGCUCGCUGGUGAAGCCGCUGGUUGAUGAGAUCAACAAUCGGAUUGAUGUUGCACUGCAGCCGGCAGUAGCUCUCGGUGUGCAUAAGCUCAACCUCAUGGAUCUGAUGAACCGGGCCUUGGAACCACAGGUCCUUGCAGCUAUGGGAAUAUCUGAUUCGACACACGCAUGCUAUAACAAGGAUAGCGCCGGCGCAGUCACUAUCUGCCAGGACCCCGACAACCACUUCUUCUAUGACGGAAUCCACCCAGCAUCCCGCAUGCAGUAUCUGUGGGGUAUUGCUGCGUCAAUUCUGAUUCGUGAUCCUGGACACAAGUUCAGCGCCGAGGAGAUUUUGGGGCUCAUCAGGACUUUUGACAUUGCAAACAGCAACAACAAGAACAACCUGAUUGUUGACGGAGUUACUGGACCGGAGAGCAGCGCGAUUCCCUCGGGUUCGACUACGCCGACUGGCUCUGCCAUGCCGACUGCUGCUCCUACCGACACUGUUUACCCGACUGCUGCUCCCACCAGCACUGCACCGCCCAAGUGCAUCAAGAAGCACUAGAGACAUGCUGUUGACAGUACUUUUGGUUAUUUACUUUGCAAAUCAAGUGAGGCCAUGGUAUCGGUUUCAUAAAUAUGUGGCAGUUUUAAUAGCAGU
This is a messenger RNA of Linderina pennispora, 1289 nucleotides long. RefSeq lists its product as uncharacterized. The coding region runs from base 75 to 1193 and encodes 372 amino acids. The record is from RefSeq and is a predicted model, not a curated record. NCBI's taxonomy places the organism in Eukaryota, Fungi, Kickxellomycota, Kickxellomycetes, Kickxellales, Kickxellaceae. Gene Ontology annotation, molecular function: hydrolase activity, acting on ester bonds. The transcript has a single exon.